AUGCCUAUGGAUGAUGUACCAUCAUCCCCACCGACAGAUCUGUCCACACCGGAACAUGCCCUCGUAUAUUACAAGUCGCAAUAUGAACAGCUCGAACAUGAACUAGCGGAAUUCCAAGAAUCUAGUAAGGAGCUGGAGGCGGAGCUUGAGAAGGAUGUGGAGGCCGCAGAGAAGAGGGAACGAACGCUGCAGGAGAAGGCAGAGAGCUUGGGAUUUGAGGUUGAGGAGUGGAAGACCAAAUACAAGCAAUCUAAGACAGAGGCGAACUCUGCGCAGAAUACCUUGCAGAAAGAAAUAACCACCCUGCGAGAUUCAAACCGGACAUUACAGCUGCGACUCCGUGAUAUCGAGGUACAAAACGAUGAUUUUGAACGGCAGGCUCGAAAUACAACUUCGUCGCUCGAAGAUCUGGAGUCAAAGUACAAUGUUGGGAUCGAGCGGGCUGUGAUGAUGGAGGAGGAGAUCAAGAUUGGUGAGAAGGAACGAGAGAAUCUGAGAAUCGAAACCCAGCGCUUGCGCGACGAGCUAUCUGAUCUGAAGAUCGAAGCGGAGAUUAUGCAAGAUAAACUACGCAAACGACAACUAUCACCGAUCGCAACAGAUAUCACUGCGCCCAGCUCCCCAGCGUUCGAUGGAGAGCGUUCUCCAGCUUCUACUGCCUCGUCGCCGAUGGUCACCACACCUCUGGACACCAAAUCAGUUUCAACUGCGGAUACAGUGUCUGAGACGCCUACACCGCCAUCUCCACCUAUGUCGGAGUCCUCUACUACUACCAAACCUGUCGCAAAAACACCCAUGAACCAUCCAAAGAGCAAACUGAAGCUUCCUUCUGGCGAUUCUAGUACGACACCAAAACCUUCAACUCGAAUCGCGUCAGGCACUUUGCGCAGCUCCUUCGGACCAACUGGACCAACAGCAUCCUCUCGCAUGAGGAAUGCCACCCCGUCCGUCAUCCGAAAUGCUAGAUCAAAAGCACCGGCCACCCGUGGCUUACCAAGUACUACUACUUCUACCUCCCUCACUCACAUCCGUACUCUCACCGCACAAAUGCAAAGACUGGAACAGCGGGUUCAGUCGGCAAGGUCCAAGCUUCCAGCACCGAUUAAUACCCCGCCACGCGCAUCUCCACGAAACGGUUCCGCUUUGGGUCAUAACCAUAUCCCUUCUAGUGUGACAAUACGGAGUAGGAAACGGACCAUCGGGAGCACAGCUAGUGUUUCUUCAAUUGCAACGGACGAUACCCCAUCUACGAAGCAUGUCAGCAGGCUAUCUACGUCUGGAAUCAGCCGUCUAUCUUUCGGUCCCCUUCCAAGUCGCGACAAUUCCGAGAGUAGGCCUAGCAGCAGAGCAAGUGCUAGCAGCUAUGUCCGCCCAGACCGUCCUGUGAGCAGAUCUGAACUCUCUCGGCCUGUUAGUAGAACCUCAAUGAGCGGGUCGCGGACCCCAUUGGGGCACUAUUCCCAAUCACAAAUUGCCGAGUCUCGGAGACCGAGAUCAAGCAUUGGCGGUAGCUAUCAAGCUUCACACGGACACGGCCAUUCCCAAAGUGUAUCCAAUAUCGAUCUUGACGAAGACCGACAAUUAGACUUCGCUACUCCAAACCGCCGGAGCACUUACGGUAAAGUGGACCUGGAAAAUUCCUCCCUCCCAGCCCCUACUUCCUCCCUUCCUCGGCGGAAGAGUGGCGGGAUUGCCAUGGGGAGAAGGACGAGCAGCAGUGGUCAGUUAAGAGACGGAGAUGGUAACGCUGCGGACGGUGCGAUGAAGCCGCCUGGGCGACCGAGAAAGAUUAGCGAGGUUGGAGAGACGUAUUGA
This is a messenger RNA of Venustampulla echinocandica, 1815 nucleotides long. RefSeq lists its product as uncharacterized. The transcript has 2 exons. NCBI's taxonomy places the organism in Eukaryota, Fungi, Ascomycota, Leotiomycetes, Helotiales, Pleuroascaceae. The record is from RefSeq and is a predicted model, not a curated record. The coding region runs from base 1 to 1815 and encodes 604 amino acids. Gene Ontology annotation, biological process: cell migration; mitotic centrosome separation; establishment of mitotic spindle orientation. Gene Ontology annotation, cellular component: centrosome; kinesin complex; kinetochore. Gene Ontology annotation, molecular function: microtubule binding.